This is a messenger RNA of Apodemus sylvaticus (European woodmouse), 568 nucleotides long. It is a transcript of the gene Spaca3, whose product is annotated as sperm acrosome associated 3. Gene Ontology annotation, biological process: fusion of sperm to egg plasma membrane involved in single fertilization. Gene Ontology annotation, molecular function: lysozyme activity. Gene Ontology annotation, cellular component: sperm flagellum; acrosomal vesicle. Bases 44 to 535 code for a protein of 163 amino acids. The record is from RefSeq and is a predicted model, not a curated record. The transcript has 4 exons. NCBI's taxonomy places the organism in Eukaryota, Metazoa, Chordata, Mammalia, Rodentia, Muridae.
CUGUCUACCAUCCUACAGUUCAUCCUUCUACCGGUGCCAUCACAUGGAAGCUAGGAGACAGGCUCCCAGAAGACAGCUGUGCCCGCCUGGGAUCACUUGGCUGGCCCUGGCCUAUCUGCUCAGCUGCCUGCUUGCCUCCAGCAAGGCCAAGGUCUUCAGUCGCUGUGAGCUGGCCAAAGAGCUGCAUGACUUCGGUCUGAAUGGCUACCGGGGAUAUAACCUGGCCGACUGGAUUUGCCUCGCUUACUACACAAGUGGCUUCAACACGGACGCUGUGGAUCACGAGGCUGACGGAAGCACCAACAAUGGCAUCUUCCAGAUCAGCAGCCGGAAGUGGUGCAAGACUCUCGCCCCAAAUGGCCCCAAUUUUUGCAGGAUAUACUGCACUGAUUUGUUGAGCAAUAAUCUCAAAGAUUCUAUCGUCUGUGCCAUGAAAAUAGUUCAAGAGCCCCAGGGUCUGGGCUACUGGGAAGCCUGGAGGCACCACUGCCAGGGCAGGGACCUCAGUGACUGGGUGGAUGGCUGUGACUUCUAGGACCCUCUCUGGAUGGACUAAGCCACACACAGC